Molecule: messenger RNA, 1993 nt
Organism: Engraulis encrasicolus (European anchovy)
Lineage: Eukaryota; Metazoa; Chordata; Actinopteri; Clupeiformes; Engraulidae
Gene: faslg
Product: Fas ligand (TNF superfamily, member 6)
Exons: 4
Coding region: 1-813 (270 amino acids)
Biological process (GO): immune response; positive regulation of canonical NF-kappaB signal transduction; extrinsic apoptotic signaling pathway via death domain receptors
Cellular component (GO): membrane
Molecular function (GO): tumor necrosis factor receptor binding
Source: RefSeq, a predicted model, not a curated record
AUGGCCGGCCGGCAGGCACAGGUGUUCAUGGUGGACGCUGACGGCGGCGGUGGUGGUGACCAGUACCUACCCAGCACGCAGCCCCAGGAGCUGGGCAUCGGGGGCCUCGGGGGGGGCAUGGUGCCCUGCUGGACCUUCCCUCCAGCCCCCUGGGGGGAGGAGAAGAAGAGGCGGCGGCGCUGGUGCUCCAACUCCAGCCUGGUGACGGUGCUGGUGAUGCUGCUGGGCCUGGUGUUCGCGGCGCUGGCACUCGGGGCUUACCAGAUCCAGAGGCUCAAAUCCGACAUGCGGGAGAUGACCACGGCUAAGGAGACAGAUGGCGGCGCACACAGCAUUUCACCUCAAGCUCAAAUUGCACCCACAGCUAGCACCCACAGCCACCAACACGGCCAGUGGACACUGCAGUGGGAAUCCCAUGCAGCCACCGCGUUCACCAAAGGAGUCCUGUACCACAACAACGGCAGCCUCCACAUCAACCGCACUGGCCUCUACUUUGUAUAUUCCCGCAUCGAAGUCCUGGACAAUUCCUGUCAGAAGAAGAUGAACUUCUUACACACAGUGCGAAGGGGGGAAGGUGGCUCGGUGCUCAUGGAGGGCCACAAGGUGGGCGUCUGCAACUCGCAACAUCGUAAACAGGAGACGACGGGCAAGCGUGGUGGUGGUGGAGGGGAAGUGUGGACAUCCGAGAGCUACCUAGGGGCGGUGCUGCAGCUCAAGGAGGGAGAUUGGAUAUACGUCACCGUGAAUUAUCCAGAAAUCAUCAGCAAAAUGAGUGCUGGGAAUUACUUUGGACUUUAUCAGAUUGAUGUCUGAUUGUGGACUUCACUGACUGGUUAUUUGAUUUCUUUGUUCAUAAAUGAGAGACAUAGCCAACCAGUUUGCUUUAUGUUACAGUUUUUUUCAAUUGCUAACAAGCUUUUGUCCAAACCUCAGCGACAUUUGCAAAACUCUUAAUACAUUUAACACACCAAGGGCUUUCCAUUGCCAUACAGUUGACACAUUACAUGCCUUUUUCACACAAUUAGCAGUCAAUGAAUGCAUUCCUUUGUGUAUAUUUAACAGUGUGAUUUUGAGAAGAAAAUUAACUGUUUGGACAAUUGUGCUUGGUAGGUGGUAGUCUGUGUUAAGAGUUAAGAAAAAGUAUCCAAAGUAUGGGUAAGCGCUUGUUAGCAAUUAAAAAAUCUGUAAUGUGUACUGGCAUUAGCAUUUGGUGAGAUCAGAGUAGCAUCAGAGUAGCAGAAAAGAUCGUAGAGUGCGUUCCCAAUAUGCAACCUUGCCUCCUCCACUUGUGCUUGUCUCCUCGUACCGGGAAGUAAUAUGUCAUGAUGACAUCACUGAUUGACAUUAUAUUUCAAUAUCUUGCAAAAGCUCAAUUGUAGAGUCUUUUUCUCAUUUGCAAUUGGGAUGAAAUGAAAUGGAAAAACAGUCCCUCAAAAGUUGUUGUGGCUACGCUGACAGCUGGGAAACUUUAUUGUUUUCUCCACGGAGGAGGGGCCAGGAGGCGGGACGAGGAGACAAGCACAAGUGGAGGAGGCAAGGCCGCAUAUUGGAACGCACUCAUACUUGUAUACUAGGUCGCUUAUACCCGCUUUGCUUCUACGGGCCUAAAGUUCCAGUGAAUGAGCAAUUGAUGGAAUGCUAGAAAUAGAACAACUGGAACUGUGCAAUUUAAACGGGACUAUGCGGUGUAAGUCUGUGGAGAAAAUGAAUGUAUUUUGUACGCGCCUAUGCACAAACAUGGAGAGAGUGAUGUCAUCACAUAUGUGACUUUACAAACAGACCAAAUGAGAUGACUGGAACACUAAAGGGCUAUUGACUGAAAACAUAACUUAUUUAUAUAUUUAUUUUUAAGACUUUUUUAAAAACGUUUUUUUACUCUUGUGAGCAUAUAAAAUUAAAAUAAACAUGCAUUCAGAGGGAAUGGUAUGUUGUGAAUGAAAUGAUGAAUGCCUGUUGCAAAAAUAGUUUUGCUGCAAUAAAACCAUACUGAGGA